AUGAUGGAAAGAUCAAAACGUAAGAAGAGGUUGGGCGGUCGUUACAUGUAUAUUCGUGUGGUCGUUCUGGCCGUGACUGUCGUGGACGUGAUCGUGGACGUGAUGAAGGUCGUGGUAAAUAAUUACAUAAUGUUGGUGGAGGAUGGGGCAGAGACAAAA
Messenger RNA from Morchella sextelata, 159 nucleotides. RefSeq lists its product as uncharacterized. The transcript has a single exon. The record is from RefSeq and is a predicted model, not a curated record. Lineage: Eukaryota; Fungi; Ascomycota; Pezizomycetes; Pezizales; Morchellaceae. The annotation marks the transcript as partial.